AUGGCGGAGACAGAUGGCGAUUUACGGGAAAGCGCAGCUGUGCACAUCCAAUACUGGUGGCGCAAAUGGUCGGCCCAAAAGGAGAUGGCCCCCCAAAAGCUCGCCCAAAUCUCAUUGACCAACAGAGAUCUCCUGAAACAGUUGGAUGAGCUGCAUAGAUCUAAACUCUCAAUAAUCCAUAAAUAUGAGAUGAUGCUCAAUCUACCGGCGGGGGAGAUAAAUGCGUAUUUGGAAGAGACAAAUGGGGAUAAGACUGUAGUACCGGAAGCUAGCUCGCCAAACAUGAAGAAAAUCAAGCAAAGAACUACGAGUUUUGUGCAAAGCUCGAAAAGUCUACCCGGAAUU
Messenger RNA from Mesorhabditis spiculigera, 345 nucleotides. The record is from the annotation of a GenBank genome assembly. Lineage: Eukaryota; Metazoa; Nematoda; Chromadorea; Rhabditida; Rhabditidae.